Messenger RNA from Fusarium odoratissimum NRRL 54006, 975 nucleotides. RefSeq lists its product as uncharacterized. NCBI's taxonomy places the organism in Eukaryota, Fungi, Ascomycota, Sordariomycetes, Hypocreales, Nectriaceae. The record is from RefSeq and is a predicted model, not a curated record. The coding region runs from base 1 to 975 and encodes 324 amino acids. The transcript is spliced from 4 exons.
AUGGGUGGUGGACCCGAUAAGUCCGAGGUCCCGUCGCGGGUCGACCCUUCCGGCGCAUCAGAAGAUGCUCCUGACGAGGAGCAACACAAUAGCCGCCCUAUGACCGACUCCGUGUCUCACGACACUUCGGAGGUGCUGGCUGUGACAGAGCUUGAUGGUGCAUCAUCGCAGUCUCCCCGGCCCGACAAGGGCGACGCCGUUGAUAUUGAGAGCCACGAGAACACCAAAGUGAACGACAGCGAUGACGAUACGGCAACUAUUAUCAAGCAGCCUGAGACCCGUCCAAUUACCCACGAUCAAUUGGUGGCCGAAGUGAAGGGUAUCUAUGCCGGCUUGGGGAUGGUAGAAAAGAAAUGCAUAGAAGUCGACGACGGCCAGAUGCCCUGGACAGACGGUCCGCCCGACAUUCCCAGCUACCUAUUGACGAUCCCGGAGGCCAUGUUGAUACUGCUUAAGAGGGCAAUAUGGAACCAGCGCAAACUGUUCGUCUUUGCUAGCCGCCGUCAAUGCGGCCAAAUGGGCGAAGAGGCUCGCAAGAAGGUGAUAGACGGGAAAUACUACCUCAACAUUGGAUACGACUUGGUCGACCAGUUAUUGCGCGAUCUCGAAACCGUCAAAAGCAGAGCAAAAGAGCCAGCUCUGGGCCUCUUGGCCAUCUGGCCAUUCAUCCACGCGGGCUGCCAUCGCCUCUGGAACAUGGUUCGAGCCCUUCUUGUCUUCCUCUGCUUUCGCUUGUGCGGCCUGACAAAGUCCGAGUCUGAGAAGACGCCCGCAAUCGAAUUGCCAAUCUAUGUCGAAAUCAGGCCGCUGAGUGAUCAGAGCCGGUACAAAAAGGUUGGCACGGAAUAUUGGGUGCUGGUCUCCGGUCGAUGGAUCCGUAGUCUCAGAGGCGAGCAGUAUGCAGCUCUCAUUGCGCAGCACCGCACAGCUUUACACGAACAUCACGACUUUUUGUUGGCCUCGCAGCACCCCUAG